GCUCCCUCCAGUCUGCUACGCAAAGCAGCGGCUCGGGCACAACUCUAACCGCGUUUCUAUACACAGGCUCGUCUGCGUGAGCCGGAGACGGAGUCGAGUUAUCCACUUUGAAUAAACAAGGACUCCGUUCCUCCUCCUCCUCCCCCCACUAUGCUGGUGUCUGCUUUCAAAUGAAUCAGUGAUGAGAGUGGCCGAGAAGAGAGACGGACGUUUUUCUUCUAUGUGGACCGGCAGUGCGCAAAAGUGCGCUCCGCGGCUCAGCAUCCUCCGCUCCUGAGAUCAACCCAAACCCAAGAGGCGCGCUGAGAUCCUCACCGAACUCCCCCUCCGCUCGAGAUGUGCUGUGGACUGCCGAUGAAUUCUCCUCCUCCUCCAGGUCAAAUUCAAUGGCAGACAAAGACUGCUCUUCCCACUGCUCUUGUUACCACUGAGCUCAGAAAGACAGAUCUUGUCCGCAGCUAAACCACUCUCAUUUUCUUGCUUCUGUCUCUUGGCCAAUCUCCACUCUUCAGCCCAUCACCAUGGCUUGUUUCCUGGCAUCCGCCUUUCUUCUGGUUCUCCAGACAUAUGCUGCCCCUCCUGAGCUUGACCAGGCAGGAUUUGGCAUAACACUGGAUUCCAUGGACCUUGAUCCUGGACUACCAGCCAAUGCCUCUGAAGAUGUGCCCUCAUCUCCACCCCCAGGCACUAGUAAAAGAGCCCCGCACAGUAUCAUUAUUGGGGUACGCAAGGGGGGCACGAGAGCACUGCUAGAGAUGCUAGACAUACACCCUGAGGUUGCUGCCGCUGCCACCGAGGUGCACUUCUUUGACUGGGACGAGAACUAUGCCAAGGGCUUUGAGUGGUACCGUGAGUUGAUGCCCUACUCUUACCCACACCAGAUCACAGUGGAGAAAACUCCAGGUUACUUUACGUCAGCCCUCGCACCAGAACGCAUCUGCGCCAUGAACUCGUCCAUAAAGCUGUUACUGAUCUUGCGAGACCCGGCCGAGCGGGUCAUUUCCGACUAUACCCAGGUGUACUUCAACCGGCUGGAGAACCACAAGCCGGUGCAAGCCAUUGAGAACCUGCUAGUGCGCAAUGGAGCCCUGAAUAUCCGGUACAAGGCUAUCCAGAGGAGCCUGUAUGACAUCCACAUGCGCAAUUGGCUGCGCUACUUCCCCCUGGAACAAAUACACAUUGUUGAUGGAGAUGCUCUCAUUCGCGACCCCUUGCCAGAGCUACAGAAGGUGGAGCGCUUCCUCAACUUGCCCCCAAGGAUAGUUUCCACCAACUUCUACUUCAACCAGACCAAGGGGUUCUACUGUAUCCGAAGUGAUGGUCGAGAACGGUGUCUGCAUGAGUCUAAGGGACGUCCUCACCCAGCUGUGAACAGCACCGUCCUGCAGCAGCUCCGCUCUUACCUGCAGGAACACAACCGAACCUUCUUCAGGCUGGUGAAGCGCACCUUCGACUGGCAAUAAGAAACCCAGAUCAUAAAUUGGACUCAUGAGAGCCAAAACUUUGUCUGUGAUGAGAACAAAAAAAGGGGCAAAAGCACUUUACAGAACUGACAUUUCAACCCCCCUUUGAAUAGCCUCUUAAUAACUACUGUUGUGAUCUCUGUUU
Larimichthys crocea (large yellow croaker) is the source of this 1608-nucleotide messenger RNA. RefSeq names its product heparan sulfate (glucosamine) 3-O-sulfotransferase 1-like1 (gene hs3st1l1). Gene Ontology annotation, molecular function: [heparan sulfate]-glucosamine 3-sulfotransferase activity. Bases 522 to 1463 code for a protein of 313 amino acids. The transcript has 2 exons. The record is from RefSeq and is a predicted model, not a curated record. NCBI's taxonomy places the organism in Eukaryota, Metazoa, Chordata, Actinopteri, Sciaenidae.